AUGUUUGCUCCUAUUAGAAAAGAUGAGUUGGAUGUUUUGGUAAAAUCUUUAAAGAAAGCUGCUUUGGUGGGUGAGGCUGUGAAUGUUAGUCAUGUUGUACAGACUUUGAUUGAAGAUAUAGUGUUUAAGAUGAUAUUGGGUAGGAGUAAAUAUCAACAGUUUGACUUGAAGAUGAUUGUUAGACAAACAAUGAUUUUAUUUGGAGCUUUCAAUCUUGCUGAUUAUGUUACUUGGAUGGGCUAUUUUGAUCUUCAGGGAAUUACACGAGCUUGCAAGAAAACAAGUAAAGAACUAGAUAAAUUGUUGGAGGUGAUAGUAACCGACCAUGAACAAGCUAUUAAUGUAGACACCCCUCAUCAUGAACAAGAUUUUGUAGACACGCUUCUUUCAACUAUGCAUCAAACUGUGGAUUUAGAAAAUGAACAAAAUAAUGUUAUCAAUCGUACUGACAUCAAGGCAGUAUUACUAGACUUGACAUUAGCUGGAAUUGAUACAUCGACUUCCGUAGUUGAGUGGGCGUUAUCUGAACUUUUAAGGAAUUCAAGAGUGAUGAAAAAUCUUCAAGAUGAAAUACAAAAUGAAAUAGGGUGUAUGAGAAUGAUUGAAGAGAAAGAUUUGAAGAAGUUAAGUUACUUAGAUAUGGUGGUCGAUGAGAUAUUAAGACUUUAUCCCGUUGGACCUUUACUAGUCCCUCGUGAAUGUAGAGAGAAUAUAACAAUUGAUGGAUCGACUAGAUUGAUCCUAGGACUCCUUGGAUAUUAA
Vicia faba (fava bean) is the source of this 762-nucleotide messenger RNA. Lineage: Eukaryota; Viridiplantae; Streptophyta; Magnoliopsida; Fabales; Fabaceae. The record is from the annotation of a GenBank genome assembly.